Molecule: messenger RNA, 2274 nt
Organism: Aspergillus terreus NIH2624
Lineage: Eukaryota; Fungi; Ascomycota; Eurotiomycetes; Eurotiales; Aspergillaceae
Product: putative C6 transcription factor
Exons: 6
Coding region: 1-2274 (757 amino acids)
Biological process (GO): DNA-templated transcription; regulation of DNA-templated transcription
Molecular function (GO): carboxy-lyase activity; zinc ion binding; DNA binding
Source: RefSeq, a predicted model, not a curated record
AUGACUUCCCCAUAUCAACCGCCCAUGUCCUUUUCGCCGUCCGUGCCCGCUGCGGAGAUGGCGGCGACUGGCUCGCGCCCUCUGGCCGACCUACCGCAAGCCCAAGUCGACGCCAUUAUCCGCACAAAACGGAAAGCCCGCGAGCCCAAGGCCUGUUAUCCCUGCCACGCGCGCAAGGUGAAAUGCGAUCGCAAUCUUCCCUGCGACGGGUGCGUCAAGCGCGACCACGCCGACCUGUGCUCCUACGAACGUCCGACCAAGAAACGCAUUUUAACCGGGGCGGUUCCCCCAUCAUAUCGCGACAGCCCCGGCGCUGGAUCGACGCCAAGCGGGUUCGAUAAUGUCGGGAUGCCUAGUUCGGGGGAUAACGGCGCCCGGAUUAAACAAGAACCGGGUCCUAGCCGGCCGCUCCCAGUGUCUAGUGGCGGACGAGUGUCAAUUGCGCGCGAAGAGUGGGAAAAUGUCCGGUCGCGACUCAAAGAAAUGGAGCAGACGAUCAGCACUCUUCGCGUGGGCCUUGAGAGAGCGGAGGAAACGCAGGCCUCGACGUUGGAAACGGGUAGUGUGCAGAGUGCCGAUGCGAGUAACCGGUCUAAGGGCGCUUCUCCUGAGCGUGAAGGCAUCCAUGCGCCGAAUACGCUCGGUGAAGGCACCGUGCAUCUCGGGUCCAGAUCCGUGCUGGCAUAUAUAUUAAACAAUAAAUCGGGGUCGGACCAGCUGCAGGCGCUCCUGGAAGGGGGCAUUCUGCCCAAGCUGGGGCUGGACAAUGAGUCGGCGACAUAUCCGUUCGUUGACUUAUGGUCAUCGGACAUGUCGACUUUUGAUAUCAGUGCUGUGUGCAAUGCGCUCCCGAGCGACCACCAGUGCAAGGAAUUCUUCUACUAUUAUCGAGACAUUGCAGGCGCUAUAUAUCCUGUUCUAGAGGACACUCGUCACUUUGAGAUGAAUCUUGAUCUGCUCCUGCAGAAUCGAGCCUCCAUGGGUGGCAUGUAUCGAGCCGAUGUUGACGGGGCUCAGCGACCAUUCGGUGUGACCAUUGCGUAUAUGGGCCUGUUGUUCGCCGUGCUGGCAUCAGGAUGCCAGUCGUCUGAUUUACCGGGCAAGGAGCGCGAAUUGACGUCUCAGGUUUAUGUGUGUUGCUCCUACCAAUGCCUUCGCAUGACCAAUUUCCUGUCCCAGCCGACCAUCGACGCCAUUCAAACUCUUCUUGUCAUCGGGAACGUGCUGUCCUAUAAUAUGAACCCUGGCAUUUCCUACGUUCUUCUAGGCAUGACUCUUCGAAUGGGACUGGCUCUCGGUCUGCAUGUUGAAUCCAGUCGGUUUUCAUCAGCAGAACGAUACCGCAGACGACACGCUUGGUGGUCUAUGGCGUGGCAAGAUAGCCAUUUCUCUCUCUCUUACGAUCGACCCUCGACGACCGCUGUCAGUCAGCCUGAGAUCGCGUAUCUCGAAAACUCAAAGCCUGGCGAACUGACUUACUUUGAAACCCUUUGUCGGGUGAUCGCCUUGGCCCUAGAGGUCGUGCGCAGCCGCAUGCUGAGCCCUCAUUCCCAGUUGAGCUUCAAGACCAUUCAGACCUACAAGGAAAGAAUUCAGCAAAUCAUGAUAGAGGCCACACCGUAUCUUCGCGACCGGCAAUACUGUGCAACCACAUCGCACCACUUGGAGCGGGUUGUCCUGAAAUUGCAUUCGUCAUAUUUCGCCUCUGAGCUCUGCCGGCCAGCGCUCAAGUCCUCUCCCGACACUAAUGACCCGGCCACUGCGCAGAUGCGCGCGGAUUGCAUUAGUAACCUGAUGACCACGGUUGAGGCGUAUGUGGAGAUGCAUUCCGUCAGCUCCCAUGCGUCACGUUCUUGGAUUGCCCUGCAACGGGCAAUAAGUUCAAUCUUUCUUCUUGCAGUCACAGAAGAGUCGAAGACGGAUCCCCGGUUUUGGACCCUUCUUCAACAGCUCAAAGUCAUUAUCGCCGAGCGCGCCAAUGCAGAAUUUAUUGGCGAUACCGCCACCGUGCCUGGAGUUGGUGGUCCUGUGGACUCCUCUUCCCCUGCAGUCACUGUGGAUACACAGACUCAGUGGGCGAAGCCAUUGACCAAAACUCUCCGAGCCCUAGAAAAGCUCGAGCAUGCAUUCGGCAACCAAGUCCAUGCAGUGGCCGGCACCCGCGGCUCUCCUGUCUACCUGAACCCUGCGGCAGGCUGGAAUGACCCCGAGUAUGGGGUCACUUCCGCCCCCGACGCCGGAAAGCUCGACCAGCGGCGAAAUGGACCAAUUUGA